Molecule: messenger RNA, 8692 nt
Organism: Bombus pyrosoma
Lineage: Eukaryota; Metazoa; Arthropoda; Insecta; Hymenoptera; Apidae
Gene: Efa6
Product: PH and SEC7 domain-containing protein
Exons: 12
Coding region: 1500-4790 (1096 amino acids)
Biological process (GO): regulation of ARF protein signal transduction
Molecular function (GO): guanyl-nucleotide exchange factor activity; phospholipid binding; protein binding
Source: RefSeq, a predicted model, not a curated record
GUACGCAGUUCUUUAGCGUCGUGGUGCGUUAUUCUGUGGCUAGUUGGACGCUGUCCCGAGGAAAGUCAAUGUCACGGCAGACAAAAAUACUGUUCGGCUGGCAUCGGCUGACGCCGCGCCGUUUGAAUUCUGAUCCGUGACCGAGAUUCUCGAUCAGUCGGCGUUUCGCGGAGCCACGUAGUUGUGGUGUUGUUGUUAUUGUUGUUCCUGCCUCGGGUGCGUCGCAUAGCGAGGGACGUGCCUUCCGCCAAAUGCCCUGUUUUACGUACUGCCUGUGGUGUUGCUGCCGUCCCCUAGAUCGAUACUUGUCGAGGCGUGGGGACAGGUUCGAUUACGUCGAGUAUAUACCUCUGUAUCAGGUGAACACGCUUUGUCGAGUGGCAUCUGUCGUGUGAUAAACGUCGGUAAUUAGCCAGUCACCAGUGGGACGAUUUUCUUUUAUCGUUCUUUUUCUCGACCCCCUUUAGAUAUCUCGUUUAAUCUUUUGAGUACUCUGAGCGCUUUUAGCCAGUGUUGUUAUAAGUUAUGAAUGCAUAUAUAUCGUGUAUAUUCUUGGUGCGAAAGUGGCACGAAAAGAGUCGAUAAAUGUGUGGACAAACGAGUUUCCUUAGCUUUUUUCCCUUAAUAUUCUGCUUAUGAAAGAGAAUUCAUAUUUCUUCUUCCAGAGACGAUUCCACGGUUUGUUGAAAUCUGAAAAAAAUUGGGAUAUCGUGUAGCAUCGUGAGAUAAACUAUUCUUCCUUUAGACCGUGGAAAAUAUUCUUCUUUUUGUUUUUAAUAUACGUAGUUCUGUAAAGUGUCUCUAUCAUUCUACAAUCGUACCAUGACAAGACGAUAUAUACGAGUUUGUUGAUAAUGUUGCGUUUAUGUAACUUUUAUAUAAUAUUCCACACAGGUAGAUAUCGUCGUGAUCUUUAAUGGGUCAGAAUUAUACUGUACGACAUGCAAAAUAUUAUACUAUCCACAACAAAUACACCUCUUUUUAUUUUUUUAUUUUUUUUUUUAAAGGAACGUCGAUAUCCACGGUAUUUAAUACUCAAAGAGUUAAUUUUCUUUUACUUUACGCUUGUUUGGAAGAGUAAGCACGUACCACGAAGUCGAUGAGGGGAUUGGAUACCUUUGUCCUUCCUUGUAAUUGUCAGCAUGAUUCGCCUUCAUUGUGCAUUGUCUCGUUUGGUUUUAAUAGCUUGAAGAGGCGUGGCGAUGAAUUUACAAUUGUUGCGUGCAGUUUGAUCGAGUAUUAUUUUGUGGAAUGUUUAACUUAUUCGCGUAGAAUUGGAAAUUGUUAUAACUAAUGAACUUUUUAGGAGCAAAAGCUGGGCCAUUACGAGCGUGUCUGACUUUCAUCUGGCCGCUGUCCAAUUAGUUAAACGCGCGUAAGAAUAUUGGACUUUAAUGUACUUACGUGCUGACAAGAUGUUUAUACACUGUGUAUCGUUCAUCAAAAACUUCAGAUACAUGUACCUUUACAGUUUUUCAAUAAUUUUUGUAGUUUCUUAAAUGCUUACGUUAAUGGAAGGCAAACGAACUUAUCACUCAACCCAAUAUCGAUUACUCAAGACCUGUGACAAACUAUCACUGGUCGAGGCCGGUGACGUCAUACUCAGGGUGAACGAAGUCGAUGUCAACCGAUUCAGUACUAAAGAAGAUCCUGCAAUAAAAGCUCACGUGCGUCGGCUGUUGUCACCGGGACAGCCGGCAUGCGACGAGACGGAUUCGAGCAAAAUCUCUCACGAGGCAAUGACCUUCCCGAAUAACCCCAGGCCGGUGUCAUCGGGUAACGGCGAAGAUAUGGAACCAAGAAAGCCAGGAACACCGGAACUUCCGGGUGGCUCGCCACAGGAACCGACUGCCGCGAAGCAGUAUGCGACGAGAAGCAACGGAUCCUACAGUGACGCUUCCGGAUCCUCUGAACUAGAGGCGCUACUUCCGCCAGUGGAUAGUUUCAAGGAGGAAGAACGUGCCCAAUGGGAGCCUCUCUCCGGCGACAAGUUCUCCAGGCAGAAGAAUACGCCUAGGUUCGAAGCGUACAUGAUGACCGGCGAUCUAAUGCUGAACCUGUCGCGCACGCAGCAGAGCAGCGGCCUGCUCCCGAAGCACCAGAAGAAGGUCGACUCGCUGAGGUACAACAAUCAUCAUACCCACCAUCACCAUAAUCACCACAAUCACCACCAUCAUAACUCGGUACCGACCAGUCCUAACGAGAUGCUGGGCCAUCACCGUGCUUACAAGUGUACCGGUUCGAAUUCGGCCAGCACCUCACCGGUCGGGAUCAGCAAACGUGAGAGCGGCCAGUGUCCAGGCCAGAGCGAUACUAGCAAACAAAAUGCCGCGAGUUUCGGUUAUUCGAGCGGCUUCGUUCGCACCUCGCGCUCCGAGGACCACUUGCAAUUCCAAAAGGAUCCGUCUAUGAGCGCGGUGGACAUUGACAUUGACGACGACGUCACGUCCAGCUUGAACACCCUGUUGGACACUCGACCUGACAGCGGCCAGGGUCUGUCCAGCGAUCGAAUCGUCUGGACGUACAACGCGCCAGUUAGCUCGCCGUCCGCCUCGGAGCGCACCUCCUGCUGUCAGAACGGCAGCUCCUCGCAAUCUUCGUCGAGUAGCUCCUCGACGGAGGGAACUAGUCCCCAAAGAUCCUUAUCGCCAACCUCCCCUACCUCGGUCUCGUCCUCCGUCAUGUCCUCCAAUUCUGGAUCCCGUAGGUUCCCACCGCCGGUACCCACGGGCACCAGCGCCUCAGCCCUGGGCCCCUCCGGCGACGGGACCACCUCCUCGGCCUCCGGCCUUCAUCCCACCAACGGUGAUCUCAGCCAGUCCGAGGCUAUCAGCAACAUGUCCAGUCCCGACUACAACGACGAGGAAACUAUGGACAUACUCAGUGCACGCGAUAUCAUGAUGGUCAGUGAUCCGAGUGACAGUGACUCGACGAUACUCGCCAGCGAGCCACCGCAGAGGAGGUUGAAGGCGGCAACGGCGGCUGCUUCUGUACCACCGGCGUCGAACGCGUAUACACCGGCGCAGGAGAAUACCGAGCAUAGGAUAGUGAUACAGGUGAAGGGGCCAGACAAGGACGCCACCGCGGCGAGGAACACCAGUCCCAGGCAGAAUAGGCGACGGGGCAAUCUCAGCAAUCCGGAACUCGUGCCCACAUCCACCGCGCAGAACACCGUGCAACGGCCGACUGGCAAUACCACGCCUGAGUUCGUCGGGUAUCAGGAGCUGAAGGAGAGCGAGGACGAGAACGAAGCUCUGAACAUCGGUAACUACGAGGACAAGCACGGAGGUGCAUCACCGCCGCAGUCUGCGGACGAAGAGAGCGACAUCGAAAGUUUGCACAGCUUCCAUUACAGUCCGAAAGCGGUGGACCUACCAUCGGCAGUUCGAUUGGCCAAGAGGCUAUACUCCUUGGACGGCUUCAAAAAGUCUGACGUCUCUAGACACCUUAGCAAAAACAACGACUUUAGUAGAGCGGUAGCCGAAGAAUACUUGAGAUACUUCAGCUUCGAACGGGACACGCUGGACGUGGCUCUCAGAAAGUUCCUUGCCCAGUUCUCUUUGACUGGGGAGACCCAGGAAAGAGAGAGGGUUCUUGUACAUUUCUCCAAGAGAUUUCUCGAUUGUAAUCCGGGUGCAUUUAAUUCUCAGGACGCUGUUCAUACCUUAACCUGCGCCAUAAUGCUGCUCAAUACCGACCUACACGGUCAGAAUAUCGGUAGAAAGAUGUCAUGUAACGAAUUUAUCGAGAACCUCUCGGAACUGAACGACGGCGAUAACUUCCCCAGAGAGGUGCUGAAACAGCUUUACAAUGCCAUCAAAUCGUUCCCCUUGGAAUGGGCCUUUGGGACUUAUUGGCUGUUCAGAGAUGAGGAAGGGGAUGAAACUGCGAAUCAAGCGAUUCAACAAGGUGACGGUCCAGCGAUAUCUGGUACCGGAAAUCCGUUUCUCGACGUGCCAAAUGUUACGGGUGCUACGGAGUUUAAGAAGGGAUACGUUAUGCGGAAAUGUUGCUUCGAUUCCAACGGAAAGAAAACACCGUUCGGCAAACGCGGCUGGAAGAUGUAUUAUUGUACAUUGAGGGAACUUGUAUUAUAUUUGCACAAAGACGAGCAUGGCUUCCGUAACGAUAGUUUGCACAACGCGAUACGCAUUCAUCACGCGUUAGCCACCAAAGCGUCCGAUUACACGAAGAAGGAACACGUCUUCAGGUUACAGACUGCUGAUCAAGCAGAGUAUCUCUUCCAAACGAGUGAUUCCAAAGAACUGCAGUCGUGGAUAGACACGAUCAACUUCGUGUGCGCCAGUUUUUCUUGCCAGCCACUAGCAGGAGCGGUGGGUUCUCAGCGAAAAUUUCAACGGCCCCUACUUCCCUGCAGCCACACGAAAUUAUCUCCUAGAGAACAGUUACGGGACCAUGAGGAGAGGGUGAGCAAAUUGGAGGCUGAACUGGAGGAGCACAGACGACAUCCGCCUGAGAGAGGAGCUAAGGCUCUCACUGUACAGAAUUAUAAGGAAAAAGAUGCCUACUUACAUCACGAGCUGAAGAGGUAUAAAACAUACGCGUACCUGUUACGAUCCAGGUUGGCGUUCACGGAGGUGGAACCGUCUCUGGUGGAGAGCAGUAUCGGCGAGGUGGAUGAGGGAAGCGGGGCCUUGCUGAACUCCGAAGUGGCACUGAUACCGCCGCCUGUUCCCGAUCGGCCAGCCAUAAAUAGGUACAGUUACAGGGCUGCCAUUUACAACCGUAAUCUGCUAAACGGUCAGGACUACGGCGGGGACAUUGGUUGACGUGUGAUGGGUGUCUUUUCAGCAUGUGUGGUCUAAUCUGACCUGCGCACGCAGGCAGAAGCAACAGCUGAAAUUCGGAAGAGAAUAUUAACGAAAAAAUACCUAACGAUGUAUUCGACGCAUCACUUGUUAAGUACUGUACUUUACUGCGCGCGAGCGCGCGCGUAUCGUGUACUCACCAUUCUCUUUUACUAUAUUUAAUCGUAAACUUAUCAGCGGCCAUUAAAAGAAAACAAACCGGUAGUGCUAGCAUUCGUUUGGCGUUCUGCUACAGCAGCCACUUCGAUCUUUCUCGUUAAAUCGUUUAUUUUUCCCUGUUAUCGUAAUAUUAUUUGAUAUCCAUUUACUUUCUUUGCUUUCUUGUUUCCAAAUUUUAAUGAAUAUGUCGUUGUUGAAACUUCAUAUUCAUUAUAUAGGAAGCUGCUGUUUUAAGCGCCCAUGCGAGAAACCGGCUAACAAACUGGUGAUUGGGUCAGGGUUCGCACCUAACGCAGUAAUAAUGUAAAUGGUUCACUAAUUAUACCCGAGUAGUUUGUUAAAGCGUUGACAAAGACUUGGCAAGGCCCGAUUCAAGACUCGUGCCUUGACUGAAGAUAAGACCAGUUAUGUAUAGAACAAUAUUCCAUUGGCCGGAACGAUAUUCAUAAACUGUGACCAUCGUUUAAUUCAUCCGAACGUAAAUCUACCUGUACAGAGGGCAGACAGCUACAUCUACGAUUUUUAAAUGUAUCGUAAAACUCGAUCGAACUUUUCUGUAUUAAGAAUGACAUGAUAUUGUACAGAAGUGACCUAAACGAAAUUGUAAAAUCACGCCAUCAAAAAGCAGAAGAAAGAAAAAAAGAAAGAAGACGAUUGUACGGUAUUUUGUUGCUAUACCAAACUGUGUCUAUCUUCGUACGUAAAAAUGGAAGAAACCAGUAUCUUACACGAGCAUUUCCUCAUGCUUUCCGCUUUUCAGUUCGCUGCUAACAAUUUUAUAACAAAUAUUUAACUAGUUAUGUCGGGUAACAGGUGGCGUGAAGUAAUAUGUCCUCUUCUCUUGCUAUUUCGAGAAAGUUUCACCAAGGGUAACACAUUAUGUGGGUGCAUUUGCUUUUAUUUUUUUUAUGUUUACAUAUUUCUUUUUUUCUUUUUAUUCCUUUUCAUUUUUGUGUGCUACUCACAGUAGAAUGUAACGACAGACUGUUAUCGAUAUAUCUCCAUGAUCAAUCGCGACUUCCAUUGUCUUUUUUGUUUACCGCCUAAGGACCUAGCCUUUUUAUCAGCCGAAGAGUCUCGCGUAAAGCAUUUUUAUAGAUUAUUAAUGUCAAGGAUGGGAGCGAUAUACCGCGAAAUUUCAAGGUAUUCUGCACGUGUUGUUGACUAUUUAUUUAAAGGUUGAAUAGAUGUAUUUAUUUUCUAAUAAACGAGACUAAUCGAAAUAAGUAGUGAAAGGUACAUACGUUUCAUUGGAAACGAGAGGAGAGAAAUGUAAGGCAGUUGAGAACGGCGUGUUGUUUUGCCGUAGUUUCCAGUUUUCAUUUGUUGGUUUCAACAAAGGCGAUUUGAUACGCUGGAUGAUAUGUUAAAAAUACGGCGAUGUAUUAUGAAAUUAAAGACUGGAUAUAAAUCUAACUAGGCGCGUAUUCCCGGCUCGAAGUUGUUCAGUUGCGACGAAAAUUCUGUAUCAGCCAUUUUACACGCGUAAAUGUACGAUAUAUUUUUGUAUUUGGUAUAUUUGCCGCGAAUACGUUUCGCGUCUUUGUAUUCCAAUUCAUCCGCAUCCAACAAUUUUUCCAUGUGUUUUGCGUGAUCGAUUUAUGCGUGUGCCCGAUCCUCGCGAUCGAGGAAAGCCAGUGAAUCAUCGUGCACGUGUUUUUUCUGCGAUCGCGCGCUGUUGCUUUUUGCGGUUUUUUGGUAAAUUGGUUGAUACGAAAGGAACAACGUUAUUCCGGUAGUUUUAGUCGACAACGACGAAUAUAAUAAAACGGAGAGUAAAAACGUAAAAGUGGAAGAAAAAAUCACGAGAGAAAUCGAGUCCUUCGUUUCUCGGCAUAAAAAUAUCGCAGAUAAGGACUACCGUAGGGCCUCACCUUAUUCUAAUCACUGUUCCGACUUUACGUUUAGGUGCAUAACAAGUAGCAAGUUAUCGAAAUUAUUCUAGCCUUUUUAAAUGAAAAUUAUCCAGUAACGUAUAUAUAUAUAUACAUGUACGUAUAUGUAUACCGUGUACAUAUAUACGAAUAUAUGUAUAUGUAUACAGACGAUUGUUCUUGCAUAAAAAGUAUUACGUAACUGACUUGGUGCUUCUUUCAGCGUUUUAAUGAUUUUUAGAAAAAUAAUAGGUUUUUAUUAAUAUAUAAAAAUAAUAUUUAUAUGUUAUAUAUCGUGCAAAAUGUAAUUCUUAUGUAACACUUAUGGUUAAUAUGUUGUAGUACUUGAACAAUUGAUACGUUUCUUUUAAACUGAUUAUAUAUCGUUGAUAUUACUUAUAGUUACUAGCUAUAUACAUAAUUUAUUUUAUGGUAGAAAAGGCACUCUUGCAAGUGUUACGUAAUUAUUUUAUGCCUGUAUUCUGAAUUUAAUCAAGCGAUACUCUUCUAUACUCUUGGAAAAAGCAGUAUUAGGACUUACUAAUUUCUUACCAUUCAGUUAGAGAGAGAAAGAAAUCAAAAUACAUGGUUUUGUGCGAUUAUGUUGAACAAAGUUUAGCUAUUUUAAACAAAGUUUAGCAGAUUUUUAGUAUAACGUUUGUAUUAAUCAAUUGCAAGCAUUCCAAUGAAAUUUCUCUCUUAGAGAACACCAAAACUGUUCAUUGACUAGUCGAAUUAGCGUUUUUAGAUAUGGUUCCUGUAAAUCAUGUUGCUGCUCAGUACGAAUACAUUAAUUCUUAAGCAUAAAUCAUUAAAAGCUCUAUUUCGUUACUUUUGUAUUUUGAUUGUAGGUAGACGCUUUGAUAUUAUCUGUUUACUAUUUAUUAAACACCAUUCUUUUGUAUCGUUCUCGAGAAGUCGUUCACUACAUCUAAUCAUAGUGUACACUAGACCCCUUGUACAUAAAACUGUAUUAUAUGUGGAUAAUAUAACGAUUAUUAUAAACUAUAUAAAGCUAAUGGCAAUAAAGAUAAACAGUCUCCAAAUUAAAUAGAUUCGCAACUUUCAUACAUAAUCCCACAGUUUUAAAUACCAGUAGGUACUUUACUAAUACACUAUGUGUACAUGAUACAUAUGUUUUUAUUGAUAUUACACAUUAUCUUGCCUUAUUUUGCACGUCACAAUAUUUUCUGCAUGCACGAAAUUAAUGGUACUUUUGAUAGCUGGUAUUACAUUAAUAUUAUGUUUAGCUUUCUUAUUUGUACAUCAUUUAUGAAAGAAAUGGGAGCACUGUAUAUGCUAUUAAUGUCGCGAUAGUGUGUGGCUUAAUGACGUUACUACGAACAACAUUAUACAAAGUGAAAUUAAUAAUAUUAUUACCAAUAGUUAUUACGAUUGCAUGAUCUAUGCACUCUAUACAAUUAAUUUGCUUUGUAAUACUUUUCUUUAAUACUUCUCAUAUAUCUUCAGUUGUAGAGUUGCACCAGUAAGCAUGAAAGCAAUAAAAUUGCAACUAUUUAUAUACAAACUUUAUAUAAUUUAUAUUGGGAAAGAAAUUCAUUUGAAACUAAUAUUUUCUUUUAUACAGCUAAUAUAUUUAAAAUGUAUAAAGUAUUCAGAAGAGAAAAUUUUGCUACUAAGUAGUAUUAAUACAAAUUCAAUUCAAUUAUUUUUGGAAAUUUAGAAAUGAGUCUAAUUAUAUCAUCUACAGAUUUCGUGUUAAUGUACAAAAUUUGACUUCAUUUUUCUUAUGGACUUUAAUUUCUUUAAAUAUAUAUGUUAGAACUUCACUUGUACUGUAUGUAUUAUUUUAUAUUUGUUUAAUGAUUU